Messenger RNA from Aureobasidium uvarum, 2091 nucleotides. NCBI's taxonomy places the organism in Eukaryota, Fungi, Ascomycota, Dothideomycetes, Dothideales, Saccotheciaceae. The record is from the annotation of a GenBank genome assembly.
AUGCCAGCAAGUCGAACAGUCCGGAGAUCGGGAACCGAAAGGGCUUGUUUGGAGUGCCAGAAGAGGAAGACCAAAUGCGUCGCUGCGCCAGAAAGCGAGAUAUGUGCAUAUUGCCAAAAGGCCGGCAAGAUAUGUGUUUUCGAAGGACCACACGAACGCACUUCGUUGACACGGCGAAAUCUCGAUGCGGCUGAAGCGCAAUGUAGAGAAUUGCAGAGACUACUACAAGAAGCUCAGGCGAAUCCAAGGGCCGAGACUGAUCAGAGGGAGGCACCUCAACAACCGCGUCGCCAACAGAACCCCGAAGACCCUCCCUCCGGUCCCUACGAGUGGAACGAAGGACUUGAUGCGAACGCAGACGAUUCAUCCCCCGACGGUGAAUAUACGCGCGAUGGCAUGGCCUCUCUGACACGACAAGGUAAUGGAUCAGGAUAUCUCGGAAAGAGUUCUGGUUUCGAGAUUUUACAAUCCGUUUCAUCAUUGCUACCAUCUCAAGUCGCCGUGGCCGAUCGUGGUGCUCAGCUUGACGCUGUAGUGUCAUCGACUUCUCCCGCUCAUCAAGCCUUGACAGGCACACUUGGACACUUGAUGGCUACAAACUCUAUUCAAGAACAGCUCAUCACUGCUUUCUUCCUUGGCUAUAAUGCUUACUAUCCCAUCUUGCACGAGGGAACGUUUCGUAAGCAGUAUGCGGCAAGAAAGCAGAUGUCGUCCAGAUCUACAUGGCAUAUAACGUACUAUAUGGUCCUUGCCAUAGGAGAGUGGGUGUCGGGGUGCAGCAGUGAGGAGAACUCGAUAUACUACGAAGCUGCUCGCUCACGCGUCAGACCCGAAGUCUUGGAGUCUGGAUCUAUAAACAACGUGCAGGCUUUUCUCCUUCUCGGCAAUUACCUCCAGAAGAGAGAUCGGCCCAAUACAGGAUACAAUUACAUAGGCAUCGCCCUGAGAAUGGCUCUCGGUCUUGCGCUGCAUCUUGAGCUUCCUCAGAGUGCAGGCGUAAAGCCNCUUGACACUCACAGAAGGCGUGUCCUUUUCUGGAUUCUCUGCUGUUUCGAUUGCUGGUUCAACAUCACAACUGGCAGACCAACACUCGUCCCAGACAAUUUUGUUGACAUUCGGGUUCCUUCCAACGUGGAUGAGUCGGCAUGCGAUUCAGCUUCGAGCAUCGUGGCGGAAGUGUCGUAUCCAACAACGUCCUCGACCGUGAUCGCUUUAGCCAGACUGACCAAGAUUGCAAAUCGAGUGUUUACGCAAUUCAUGUGUGUUAAUCCUUGCUCAGACAUUGAUCAUCAAACUAGCGUCAUGGAGCAUAUGAUACAGAACUGGCAUAGCUCGCUUCCCUCAUACUUUUUCCACGCAGACGUUCCAUCCUGGUUCCUAGGUCCGAGACAGAUCGUUCUAUGGAAGGAGUCCAAUCUACUCAUUCUGCUGCUUCUAUCGAGCCAGCGUCAUCACAAGGACGAGCACGAGAAGCUCUCGCUUGGGACAAGGUGUCAAUCUGUCUCAGCCAGCGUCAUCUCAGGCAUCUCAACCUUUUGUCAGACGCAUUCACAAGUCCUCCAUUGUGGACUGAGCUGGUAUGCUGUCUACUUCACCCUUCAAGCGACUCUAUCUUACAGCGCUCAAUACAUCUCCAGAUGUCGUCUAUCUGUACAGACUCAGGACGAACUCCAAGACCAUGAAACUAUCGUCGGUCAGGCAUGCCAGUGUCUGCAGAGUUUGAUCAACACCAGUAGUGCAGCAGCCAGAUCCUUCCAGAUCGUACUCCGAUUACGAGAGAUGCUAAGACAAGCCACAGUAUCACAGAGUUCGGGGGACGGAGACACCUUCACAACGUUUCAUGAGCUCGUGCCAAAUCAUCUCGGAGUUGUUGAUCAUCGCAACGAGCUUUCGAUCCAGAUGGCCCAAGGGUUUCAAGAUGGAGUGUUUCAGCCGAGUCCGUCAAAUGCAGGCUCGUAUAACCAGCCGUUUGACAACCAUGGUAUCGCAGAUCUUGUGCUCAACGAAUGGAGCUUGGCCGCAGAUCCCUCUCUACAGGCGCUUUUUGAUGGAAUGAACGAUUUUGGUCAUCCUUUCCAGAUGACUGGAUGA